UGAAGUUGAGACCUUCGAUGAAGACACAGCGACAUGAAGGUUACUCUUCUCAUGGUGCAGCAGCAAUUUGUCAAAGAAAGGUUGAUGACAUUUCGGAGUUCUUUUCCUUUGCAAUGUUGGUUCACGUUGCACAUGUGUGCAUGGCUCUAAGCGUGCUUAAGCAGUGUAUGAAACUGCAUGUGAUAUGCUGAUAUGCACAAGAAAUGUAUUUUGUAGUGUUAUGUUUGUGUUAGUAGUAGUAGGUGAUAGAUUUGUUCUUGAUAUCUGUCUAAAUUACUCGUAAUGCUUGGUUAGUGUAUGAUACAAAACUUUUACCUGUUUUAUCAGCAUGUAUAUGUAUCCAAUUUUGAAUGAAUGAAACAUAUGGGAGAAGUUCAAAACUUGAACCAGUCUUCAGAACAUCUUCUUUACUUCUGUUUUCUGUUUUAAACCCUUAGAUGCCAGUCUUGGCUUGAUUCUAUGUUUAAAAGGUAUUUUAACACUAUUAUCCUUCAGAAACAUAAAUCCAUCAAAACUCCCAAAGUUAAUUAUUGACCUGACCAUGUUUCUACAAAUCCUCCUCUUUGUAGCCCUUUAUUCAAUCACCACCCAUUUGCUCCACAAGUUUCAAAACCAUCCACCAAUCCCUUUUCCCAGUUUACCCAUCAUUGGCCACCUCCACCUUCUCAAGAAGCCUCUCCAUCGUUCCUUAGCGAAAAUCUCCAACAAACAUGGCCCAAUCCUUCUUCUCCAUUUUGGCUCUCGCCCUGUUCUCGUCAUCUCAUCUCCAUCCGCAGCCGAGGAAUGCUUGACCAAAAACGACAUCGUCUUCGCCAACCGGCCUCCACUUCUAUUCGGAAAGUAUCUGGGCAACAACUACACCAGCCUUUCCUGGGCUCCUUACGGUGACAACUGGCGGAACCUAAGGCGUAUAUCGUCUCUUCAACUUCUCUCAACUAACUGUCUCCAGUUGCUCUCUUCCACGCGCCUUGAUGAGGUCCGCUCGCUUCUUCGCAAGCUUUUCGAGAGUCGAGAUCGGACGGUGGAGAUGAAAUCCGCACUCUUCGAGAUGAUGCUCAACGUCAUGAUGCGGAUGAUAGCGGGGAAAGGAUAUUACGGUGAUAAUGUGGCAGAGAUAGAUGAAGCGAGUAGGUUUCGUGAAAUGAUGAGGGAAACGUUUCUUUUGGGUGGCGCAUCAAAUAUGGGAGAUUUUUUGCCUGUGUUGAAGUGGGUUGGAAAGAGCGAGAAAAGGAUGAUAAACUUACAGCAGAAAAGGGAAACAUUUAGUCAGGAGUUGGUACAAGAGUGGAGAAGUAGAAUGAGUGAUGGGAAAAGUUCUUUAGUUACAGAAAAGAAAAGGACCAUGAUUGAAGUGCUGUUGUCUUUGCAAGAAGAAGAUCCUGAAAACUACAAGGAUGAGACUAUUAGAAGUCUCAUGAUGGUUUUGCUUCUCGCAGGAACUGAUACUUCAGCGGGUACAUUGGAGUGGGCGAUGUCUUUUCUUCUGAACCAUCCGGAAGUACUGGAGAAUGCACAAACUGAGAUGGAUGCGGUUGUUGGACAAGGUCGGCUGAUGGACGAAUCAGAUUUGCCUAAUCUUCCUUAUCUUCAUUGCAUUAUAAGGGAGACGAUGCGAAUCAAACCAGUCGGUCCGUUGUUAAUACCACACGAGUCAUCAAAAGAUUGCGUGGUCGGAGGGUAUCAUAUACCGCGUGGCACCAUGUUAAUGGUGAACUUGUGGGCUAUACAUAAUGAUCCUAACAAUUGGGAGGAGCCUACAAAAUUUAAGCCAGAGAGAUUUGAAGGUUUGGAAGGGACUAAAGAUGGGUUCAAGUUCAUGCCAUUUAGGUCAGGGCGGAGGAGCUGUCCUGGAGAAGGGUUGGCCAUGCGAAUGGUUGGCUUGACACUGGGGUCACUAAUUCAGUGCUUUCAUUGGGAGAGAAUUGGUAAGGAGAUGGUGGAUAUGACGGAAGGGCCUGGCCUCACCAUGCCCAAGGCUCAACCUUUGCAGGCUAAGUGUCGGCCUCGCCAACCCAUGGUUAAUUUGCUUUCUCAAAUUUAAACCAAAUCCUCUAUAAAGUUUGUGUAAUUUCCUCCCUAUAUAUUGGGGUUUAUGGGAUUGAACCUUUCAUGAAAGCUGUCGACACAUUUCCACUACUGAUAACGGGUAAGAGCUGCUUGUGCCUAGCUCGUAGUCGUAGAAUUUUUAUGAUAUUUACUGUACAAUAUUGCUGAUAUAUAUAGACAAUGGAUGUGUAAGUUUUUAAUCUUUGCCUUGCUCUUGCUAUGCUCUAGUUAAUGAUGAUGCUGGGCAACUAGACUGAGACCUGGAUAUAUUCAGACUAGUUGCCAGUUGUUUGAG
Molecule: messenger RNA, 2341 nt
Organism: Theobroma cacao (cacao)
Lineage: Eukaryota; Viridiplantae; Streptophyta; Magnoliopsida; Malvales; Malvaceae
Product: cytochrome P450 81Q32-like
Molecular function (GO): heme binding; oxidoreductase activity, acting on paired donors, with incorporation or reduction of molecular oxygen; iron ion binding
Source: RefSeq, a predicted model, not a curated record